CUUGAUUUGCUCUCCGAGGUGUGUGCUUGGUUCAGCCUCUAAUAGAUCAAUCUGAUUAUAGUUUCCGUUUCCCUUAUCCCUUCGGAAUCGUUAAUUGUGUUUUGAUUCAGGAAAGUUGCUAACUUUAAUUUCCUAAAAUCAACUUCGAGAAGAGAGGAUCGCAAAUUACAUUUUACAAUCUCUCAAGCUCAAAUCACGGGAAGUCCAUGGAACAGUCUAUCAUCCCAGGCCUCCCUGACGAUUUAGCUUUACGAUGCAUAGCGAAGCUCUCUCACGGCCACCACGGAGCCCUCGAGUGUGUCUCCAAAGGGUGGAGAGACUUACUUCGCAGCACGGAUUACUCCUGCUUCAAAGCUAGAAACGGAUGGUCAGGGACGUGGCUGUUUGUUCUCACGGAACAGUCUAAGAACCAAUGGGUUGCUUAUGACCCUGAAGCUGAUCGUUGGCAUCCUUUGCCUAGAACUAGAGCUGUUCAAGAUGGGUGGCAUCAUUCCGGCUUCGCAUGUGUUUGCGUUUCGAAUUGUUUGCUUGUGAUUGGGGGCUGUUAUGCGCCUUCCGUGUCUUCGUUUCCUCAUCUGAAGCCUGUUGUUACUGGUGAUGUUAUGCGGUUUGAUCCGUUUAAGAAAGAGUGGAGGAUGGUUGCUAGUAUGAGGACGCCGAGGACUCACUUUGCUUGUUGUGCUGUCUCUGGGAAGGUUUAUGUUGCUGGUGGUCGGAAUUUGACGAAUUCUAGAGGGAUUGCGUCUGCUGAGGUUUAUGAUCCUGUCGCUGAUAGGUGGGAGGAGUUACCAGCAAUGCCUAGACCACAGAUGGACUGCUCAGGGCUAUCAUACAGAGGGUCCUUUCAUGUUUUGAGUGAUCAGGUGGGAUUUGCAGAGCAAAGUUUCUCUGAAGUCUUCAAUCCAUUAGAGAUGAAAUGGUCAACUGUUGAGGAUAUCUGGCCUUUCUCUAGAGCCAUGCAGUUUGCUGUUCAGGUGAUGAGAAGUGACCGAGUGUACACGAUUGUGGAUUGGGGAGAGAGCUUGAUCAAGACAAGGGAUACAGAUGAAGGAGAAUGGUACAAUGUUGGUGCAGUUCCUUCUGUUGUUCUUUCUAAUCAUCCGAGAGAGUUAGAGGCCUUUGGAUACGGAUUUGCAGCUCUGAGGAAUGAGCUAUAUGUUAUAGGAGGGAAGGUUCUUAAAUGGGAAGAAACGGGUGCAGGGAGAUUUGACAUUGUGAGAUUGUCUGUGGUGAGGGUAUGUAACCCUUUGGAUAGGCCUCUGCAUUGGAGAGAGACCAAACCAAUGUGCCUUCCUGCUGGUGGGUCCAUCAUUGGUUGUGUGUCCUUGGAAGAAUCUUCUCAUUAGUAUCUGCUUUAAGCUGACUAAUAUUCAUGGAAUGUGCGUGGAAUCUAUUCAUGGAGAGUGCAUCUGCAAGUUGCCGGAUAGAUUAACCUAUAAUAUUAUAUCUUUGGAGUAAGAAGCUUCUGUAUGAAAUGGUUGCAGCAAGAUGGUUACCAGUGGAUUGCCAGGGUUAGAGAAGAUUCAUGUUUUCUCUGUUAUUUGAGUGUUAGAAAAUGUAUCUUUUGUUAUGUGUCCAUUGUAGAUACCCAGAAUGAUUCAUGUGUAUGCUUCAAAUACGUUAAGAGAUUAAAUAAGAGUGAUACAAUAGUUUUCUU
Eruca vesicaria subsp. sativa (arugula) is the source of this 1657-nucleotide messenger RNA. NCBI's taxonomy places the organism in Eukaryota, Viridiplantae, Streptophyta, Magnoliopsida, Brassicales, Brassicaceae. The record is from the annotation of a GenBank genome assembly.